AUGUGUCGCCGCGAUGCGGAUGCAAUGGGCGCGAACCUCGACAUUGCCAAAGGCCGUGAGGUUCUGCCCAAGAAUGUCAAGCCUCUCCACUACCACCUGACUCUGGAGCCCAACCUUGAGACCUUCGAGUAUGAGGGUAAAGUUGUCAUUGAUCUCGAUGUCGUCGAGGACACCACAUCCAUCUCGCUGAACACAAUCGACCUCAACAUCAAAUCCACAGAGGUCCACUCAGGCUCGAAGCUCAUCGCCUCAUCUCCUAAGCUCACCUACGAUGAGAACACCCAGACCACCACCGUCUCGUUCCCCGACACCAUCCCCGCCGGGCACAAGGCCACCCUCACACAGACCUUCACCGGUACUCUCAAUGCCAACAUGGCCGGUUUCUACCGCUCGAGCUACAAGGGCGAAGACGGCAGUGACAAGUACAUUGCCACCACUCAGAUGGAGCCUACCGAUGCUCGCAGAGCUUUCCCCUGCUUCGACGAGCCUGCAUUGAAGGCCGAGUUUACCAUCACCUUGAUUGCCGACAAGAAGUUGACCUGCUUGAGCAACAUGGAUGUCGCCAACGAGAAGGAUGUUCACGAUGGCAAGAAGGCUGUCACCUUCAACAAGAGUCCUCUGAUGUCUACCUACCUUUUGGCUUUCAUUGUUGGUGAGCUUAACAUGAUCGAGACCGACGCCUUCAGACUUCCUGUUCGUGUGUUUGCAACCCCUGACAAGGACAUCGAACAUGGUCGUUUCUCUCUGGAGCUUGCUGCCAAGACAUUGGACUUCUACGAGACCAAGUUCAACAGCAAGUUCCCUCUACCCAAGAUGGACAUGGUCGCCAUUCCCGACUUCAGCGCUGGCGCCAUGGAGAACUGGGGUUUGGUCACCUACCGUGUCGUUGACCUCUUGUUCGACGAGAAGACCAGCGGUGCUUCCACCAAGCAGAGAGUUGCCGAGGUUGUGCAGCACGAGCUUGCUCACCAGUGGUUCGGUAACCUCGUUACCAUGGACUUCUGGGAUGGUCUCUGGCUCAAUGAGGGUUUUGCUACUUGGAUGUCUUGGUACUCCUGCAACGAAUUCUACCCUGAAUGGAAGGUGUGGCAGGGCUAUGUCACCGACAACCUCCAGAGUGCCCUGGCUCUCGACUCUCUCCGAAGCUCUCACCCUAUUGAGGUUCCUGUCAAGCGUGCAGACGAGAUCAACCAGAUCUUCGACGCCAUCUCAUACUCCAAGGGCUCUUGCGUUCUUCGCAUGGUCUCCAAGUACCUGGGAGAGGAGACAUUCAUGGAGGGUGUCAGACGUUACUUGAAGAAGCAUGCCUUUGGCAACACCCAGACCAACGACCUCUGGGCUGCCCUCAGCGAUGCUAGCGGAAAGGAUGUUGAGAAGAUCAUGGAUAUUUGGACCAAGAACGUCGGUUUCCCCGUUGUUAGUGUAACUGAGGAUGCCAAGAACAACUCGGUUCACGUCAAGCAGAACAGAUUCUUGCGCACCGCAGACGUCAAGCCUGAGGAAGACAAGAUUCUCUACCCUGUGUUCCUUGGUCUUCGUUCCAAGGAUGGUGUCGAUGAGGAGCUUACCCUCGACGGCCGUGAGAGAAGCUUCAAGGUCAAGGACCUCGAUUUCUACAAGAUCAACGCAGACCACUCUGGUAUCUACAGAACCUCCUACUCCCCUGAGCGUCUUCAGAAGCUUGGCGAGGCUGCCAAGAAGGGUCUCCUUACUGUUGAGGACCGAGCUGGCAUGAUUGCUGAUGCUGGUGCUCUCGCUGCCUCGGGCUACCAGAAGACCUCUGGUGUCCUUUCUCUGCUUCAAGGAUUCGACACUGAGCCGGAGUUUGUUGUCUGGGAUGAGCUUACUGCUCGUAUCGCCUCGGUUCGCGCAGCUUGGGUCUUCCAGGACGACAAGGUUAAGGAUGCACUCAAGGCUUUCCAGCGUGACCUUGUUAGCAAGAAGUCGCACGAACUUGGAUGGGACUUCAAGGAAAGCGACGGUCACAUUGAGCAGCAAUUCAAGUCGCUUCUCUUCAGCAGUGCAGCCCUUGCUGGUGACGAGAAGACCAAGAUCGCCGCCCUUGAGAUGUUCGAGAAGUUCAAGAACGGUGACAGAUCGGCCAUCCACCCCAACUUGCGUGCUGGUGUGUACGCUAUCGUUCUGCAGAACGGUGGUGAGGCAGAGUACGACGCCAUUUUGAACGAAUACAGAACCGCCAAGAUUGCCGAUGAACGCAACACAGCAUUGCGUUCAAUUGGACGUGCUAGACAGCCUGAACUCAUCAAGCGCACACUUGCUAUGGCCCUGAGCAAGGAGGUCAAGGAUCAAGAUAUCUACCUUCCUCUUGGUGGACUCCGCUCGCACAAGGAGGGUAUCUUGGCUCUGUGGAGCUGGGUCAAGGAGAACUGGGACACUAUCUACAAGAAGCUUCCCCCUGGUCUCAGCAUGCUAGGCAGUGUUGUCAGCCUGUGCACCAGUAGCUUCACCAGCGAGAAGCAAAUCCAGGAGAUUGAUGCAUUCUUCAAGGAGCGCAGCACCAAGGGCUUCGACCAGAGCCUGGCGCAGAGCUUCGACGCGAUCAGAGCCAAGGAAGGAUGGUUGAAGAGAGAUGCCGAAGAUGUAGAGGCAUGGCUCAAGGCCAACAAGUACUUGUGA
Molecule: messenger RNA, 2637 nt
Organism: Aureobasidium subglaciale EXF-2481
Lineage: Eukaryota; Fungi; Ascomycota; Dothideomycetes; Dothideales; Saccotheciaceae
Exons: 2
Coding region: 1-2637 (878 amino acids)
Biological process (GO): proteolysis; peptide catabolic process
Cellular component (GO): cytoplasm
Molecular function (GO): peptide binding; metalloaminopeptidase activity; zinc ion binding
Source: RefSeq, a predicted model, not a curated record